GGAUUUUGGUUAGCUUUUGAUUGAACCGCGAACAGCGAGCUCCAUCUCUCUCUCUCUUUCUUUCUUCCCAUGGACGCCAGAUGAAGGGAAGAAGAUGGCAAGGGGGUUCGAAUGGGGGAACAACCUGGGGAGGUCGAAUUGCUCCUACAAGAGAACCACCAUGAUCAUCUGCUUCAUCAAUCUCGUGGCCGGCUUAUACGUUUUACACUCCCUCUUCACUUCCUUCUACAUUGUCUCGAGGCCCACCAAGCUCUCCGCAUCUUCCUUUCGAGAUGGGUAUACUGAAGAACAGAUUAAGAUCAUGGAGGAGUCCAUUCGGAUACGUAGGGCGUCGGAGCCCACUCAACUCGUCAAAUUGGUUAAAGCAAUUAAGAAUGAAACGGUUCAAGACGAAUCUGUAUCGUAUCUACCGCGGCAUUUGAAGCAGAAGAUUGCUGAAGAAAUUCUUCAGAGCUUAAAGGAGUUCGGGGAGAACAUCAAAGACGGACGCAAUGUCAAUACGACGGAGCAACGAGACGUUCUUCAGAAGUGGCGCAAGGGAAAAGUGGAAGAAACAAAGAAAUUGGCACUUGAAGCACAAAAAAAUUCAUCUCAAGGUUCUCGCUUAUCUAAAGAAGCUGUGAUGUUAACAAGAGCUCUGGAGCUUGAUUGGACUCUUCUAUUGGAAGAUAUUGGCCUUUGGAUGCCUGCUGAAGUAAUAAACAAAGAGGAUGUUGAAAAAUUACUAAUGGAUCAAGAGCUUGAAAAUCAGAUAAUCCCUGGUAGGCCAAUUCCGCCUGAGUGCCAUGCUGAGCAGCAUACGGAUUAUGAUGGUGCUGCUGUGAGAUGGGGCCUCACUCACCACAAAGAAAGUGCAGCUGACUGUUGUCAAGCUUGUCUUGAUCAGGCUAAAAGAGCUAAGCCAGGGGAAAUGAAGUGCAAUAUAUGGGUUUAUUGUCCAUCUGAAGCUGGUUGCUAUUCUCCAGAUAUUUAUGAGCACAAGCAUCAGGAAUGUUGGCUGAAGCAGGCAGACCAACCCAAAUUGAACUUCAAAGACAAAUAUUCAGAAUCCUAUAGAAAUGCACACCCCACCGCUCCAGUAGUUGUUCCUUGGAUUUCUGGUGUUACCAGUGCAUGACAAGAUUGGUCUAUUCUUUUCUGCCAAUUCAUUUCAACCUUAGAAGCAUCUGGAAAAUGGGAACUGACACUUGUAAAGUAACUGUGAGCCUGCAAAAACAAGGAAUGUACCUUACCUGAUUCUGCGGAUGGAUGACUUUUUUUUGGCCCAUACCUAUUUUUGUAAUGAUCAGUCCAGUUAGCAGCUCAUUCUGAUCAUAUUCAUUUUGUAAGUCUCAGUAAUGCCGCACAGCAAAGAAAAAAAAUGCGAGCAUGAAGAGCUUGUUACCAAAACUUCUAUUUUCCUUUCAAUUUGAGCACUGGAAUCAGGAGGCAUAAGGCUUUCGUUGUACUUUGAUCAAUGCCAACAUGAGUGCUGAUGCUGAUCUGUCA
Messenger RNA from Nymphaea colorata (pocket water lily), 1488 nucleotides. RefSeq lists its product as uncharacterized. The transcript has 7 exons. NCBI's taxonomy places the organism in Eukaryota, Viridiplantae, Streptophyta, Magnoliopsida, Nymphaeales, Nymphaeaceae. The record is from RefSeq and is a predicted model, not a curated record. The coding region runs from base 95 to 1117 and encodes 340 amino acids.